Molecule: messenger RNA, 924 nt
Organism: Penicillium macrosclerotiorum
Lineage: Eukaryota; Fungi; Ascomycota; Eurotiomycetes; Eurotiales; Aspergillaceae
Product: telomere maintenance SDE2 family protein
Exons: 1
Coding region: 1-924 (307 amino acids)
Cellular component (GO): nucleus
Source: RefSeq, a predicted model, not a curated record
AUGUGUUCCCCGAACGUGAAUGUCCUGCUCUCAUCCUUCCCGGGUCUCGCACUGCCAUCGACCCUUGCAUUCUCGCUACCUUCCACAUCCACUAUUUCAGAUCUGACGGACAAAGUCGCGACAUAUCUUCCAUCGUCUCUCUCCCUCCAGCGCCUCAUCCUCACCACAACCAACAACAAACAAGUCACACCCUCUACAGCUCCUCUCCGAUCUCUCAUUUCAUACAACGAUGAAUCUUCCACCUCAGUCCUGUUGCCUCUACGCCUCUCGGUACCACUAUGUGGAGGCAAAGGUGGUUUCGGAUCCCAGCUUCGUGCUGCCGGUGGCCGAAUGUCAAGCAAGCGAAAGCGCAACCAGGGUGAUAACAAUAGCUCAAGUCGCAAUCUCGAUGGCCGCCGUUUGCGCACGGUCCAUGAAGCGAAGGCGCUCGCAGAAUAUCUUGCCGUCAAGCCGGAGAUGGAUAAAAAGGAGAAAGAGGAGCGCCGUCGCCGAUGGCAAGCUGUAGUUGAGAUGGCCGAGAAACGUCAGGACGAAAUCAAGAAUGGCGGCGGCAAGCAAAAAAUCGACGGUCAGUGGAUGGACGAUAAAGAGGAAAUGAAUGAGAAGGCACGAGAGGCCGUUCUUGCUGCGAUCAAGGAUGGCGAUUGGACGGAUAGUCUCCGCGAUGCGAUUCUGGGAGGCUCGAGUACCAGCGCGAGUGAAGGCAGUGAGAACGCCUCUUCUUCUAGUUCCGAUGAAGAUGAAGAUGAUGAGGGUCAAGAGGCUGGAGCGUCUUCCAGUGCUGCCGGGCCUUCUGUGCCUGCACAAAAGCCUGCGCCCAGACGAUUCAUCGGUUUUGACGACGAUGAUGAAUUUAUGAGUGAUUCAGAAGAUGAGGAGGUUGAAGAGCCUGAAAGUAAAGGCAAGGGCAAAGCUCGUGCUUAA